CCCUCAAACCAGGCGACUCGCUCUUUAAAAUACCGCAAGGACCCUGUUCGGUGCAGUCCGCUGGACCAUGUGAUACCUUGGUCGGCAGCGAGAAGCUGCGGGGGGAGAGCAGACUUCGGGGUGAGAGCCGCCUGCCGCACCAGGGUCCAAAUUCACCGCAGUGAGCCGCCCCAACUGCAAGAGUCCCAGCCAGGAGCCGGCCGGGCGGGUGGCAUCCUGGGCUGCCCAGAGAUACAGGAGCCCAGGGACCAAGCCGCCCGAGAGCAGGAUGCUCCCAUCCCCUCCCUCCCGCAGCCGUCGCCGCCACCGCCGCCAGCCUGUCCGGGGUGGGAAGGCUUCGCCCGGAGGAAGAAAAGGUGACCCGCGCGCGCGGGGCCAGGCAAUUUAAGGGUCCGAAGCUAGUGAGCAUCACACCACCAUGUCGCAUAACAUCUCGGACUUCCAAGUUGCUUACAUCUUCAUAGAGGUGCUGAUUGCCCUUGUAUCCAUCCCUGGGAAUAUCCUGGUGAUCUGGGCUGUCAAAGUGAACAAGUCCCUCCGGGAUGCCACCUUCUACUUUAUUGUGUCUCUGGCAGUGGCAGAUGUAGCUGUGGGAGCACUUGUAAUUCCUCUUGCCAUCAUCAUCUACAUAGGACCACACAUCCAUUACUACAGCUGCCUGAUGGUGACAUGUCCUGUCCUCAUCCUCACAGAAAGCUCCAUCUUGGCAUUAUUGGCUAUUGCUGUGGAUCGCUAUCUCCGAGUUAAGAUUCCUAUCCGGUAAGAACUGGAGCCUGAGAGAUAAGGCUAUGUCAGAGGUGGGAGUUGAAUUUUUUCAUAUAUCUCUAAGACUGUGUGGCACAGCAAGGAACCAAAAUUUCCAAAAUGUCAAGAACCAUAUUUUUCAAAAUAAUGUUUUAUAAACCCUAGAACUUUGAAAGAAAGCUUUAAUGAGUUUGUCCAAUGCAUGGAUGAACAUUGGUUUUACAUAUGCUUUAUAUAUUGAUUUUAACAAAAUUCAAAAGAGUAAAAAUGAAAAAAAAUGAAAAUAAGAAAGGUAUACUUUUGGUAAAACAAAAAUUAAAAAAAUUAAAAUUUGGUUGAGGUAAUCAAGCCAGACAAGAUACACCAUGCGGUCCUGGGUUACUCUCUGAUGGAAGCAGUUGGUAUUACAAAUAAAAAGACAACAUUAUGAAGCUAUUCCAUCUUUCUUUCCCCAAUGGAUUUUUGUGGGAAACAAGGACAUAAAAAUCAGUAGAAAAAUGUAGGAUUGUUAUAAAUUGACAAUCUAUAAAUGAGGCACAACGAGAGUUACAAUACAUUACAAAGAGUUUGUAAUCAAACUCUUGCCUGAAAGCACUUAUUCACUAUCCUCAGCAUUAGCCUUGUUCUGAUUUCAGAUCUUUCUAGUGUUUGGGAUGUUAUGUCCUAAGUUUUAGGUCUGGAUUCUGUUUUGAUUAUUCUAACAUAGAAGUAUGGCUUUUCUGAAUAAUUCCAGAUAGCAAGUAUUGGGAGAUCCAAAUUAUAAUAGGAAUAUGACUGUAUGAUUUGAGACAAAGAUUCUGUCACUUUUUCUGAGGUUGGAAGGCAGAAUAUUUUUAACUGUAUUCUGAUCUAUGGAGUCCUUGGUGCUCUCUAAACUUUG
Python bivittatus (Burmese python) is the source of this 1624-nucleotide messenger RNA. NCBI's taxonomy places the organism in Eukaryota, Metazoa, Chordata, Lepidosauria, Squamata, Pythonidae. The record is from RefSeq and is a predicted model, not a curated record.